Messenger RNA from Misgurnus anguillicaudatus (oriental weatherfish), 2430 nucleotides. It is a transcript of the gene mblac2, whose product is annotated as metallo-beta-lactamase domain containing 2. The record is from RefSeq and is a predicted model, not a curated record. NCBI's taxonomy places the organism in Eukaryota, Metazoa, Chordata, Actinopteri, Cypriniformes, Cobitidae.
UUGUCAAAUUGACCAAUAGUAUUUCGAAUAUCCAACAACGUCAUGUCGUUGCAAGGCUACGUGCGGCGCUUGCGGAACAGGGUGUCAACGUUCUCUGCGGCUAAUGCAGCUAGAUUUGAAACCAAAAUUGUUGAUUAACGACCAUACAAUUGUCUUUAUUUGCCGUUUGAAUGUACUGGAAUGUCUGUGACAGACUGGUACGCGCACAAGUCGCUGGAAAACGAAGUGUUUUGGAUCCAGGAGCGCUUUUAUCAAUCUGGGAAUAGGGCGAAUAUAUGGCUCAUACGGGGGUCCCAUCAGGACGUCGUCAUAGAUACCGGGCUAGGUUUACGGAGUCUGCCUGAAUACAUCAAUGCUAAGGGGCUGUUAGGCGAGGAGUCGAAGCGAAAGAAUCCGGUCUUAGCAAUCGGCACCCAUGUACAUUUCGAUCAUUCGGGUGGGCUGCAUCAGUUUAGACAGGUGGGCGUGCACAAGGCAGAGGUGGAUGCUUUGGCUAACGGAGAUAACUUCGAGACCGUGACAUGGCUAUCUGACCGCGAGAUCGUGGAGGACCCGGCACCUGGAUGGAGAGCAAGGCAGUACCGGGUGAAGGCGGUCACGCCCACCCAUAUAUUACAAGACGGUGAUGUCAUCAAUCUUGGGGACAAGCAACUGACUGUCCUUCAUAUGCCGGGUCAUUCCAGAGGCAGCAUCUGUCUCCAUGACAAGGAGAAUAAGAUGCUGUUCAGUGGUGACGUGGUCUAUGACGGUUCCAUGAUUGAUUGGUUGCCCUACAGUAGGAUUGGCGACUAUGUGCGUAGCUGUGAAAGACUGGUGGAGAUGGUCAAUAAAGAGGAGAUUGACCAGGUCAUGCCUGGCCAUUAUAACACUUUUGGCAGCAAGCGUCUACAUCGCUUAGCCUCUAACUACAUCGCUGGUGCGAGUGUCUGCCACAGAGCCUCUACAUGUGUGGUGAAGUCCAUUGCCAGCCUGGCACUUCGAGCUUCCAAUUCACGAAGUGCCUGUUAGUAGAUAUGAUAUUAUGCAAAAGCAAGUGUUGCUGCACACCUUAAUAUUGAGCACAUUGAAAACACUGAGCAAUACAGUGUGUUGCUGGAACUACAGAAUACAGUGUAUUUGUUGUUAAUAAUUUAAAAUCUUUGUGCUGCAUAUCCUUCAAGCCUUCAGAAAUGUUAGACAUUGGCAAUUUCUUAAAGGCAAGGCUGCAUCCUCCGGAGGUAGCAUAUCAUCAAGCCUGGAUUAUUUCAGUUAACUGAGCAUUACAUUAUCAAAUCAUAAGCAUAUUACAACAAUUUACGAUUAACUAAAGUAUAAAGUAUAAUAUAAUAAAGUAUAAUAGUAAACUUUAAAAAAAUUUAAAUUCUAAAAUAAGACCUACAAAUGGAAGGAUGCAGUCUUCCAUUUGAGUAAUGGCGCUCGCCAUAUGACCAGUUUCAAAGGCGCUGUGUGUAACUUUUUAUUAUAUUGAUUUCUCCUGUUUCAGUUAAACGUGGAGAGACAACAAGUAAGCCAACUUCACUUUUAAUGAUUUAUUUUACAAGAUUUAAUCAUAAGUUUUAAUAAAGUAGAUGUGAGGUUUACAUAAUGAAAAGGCCAUACCUUCAAUUAUAGGUAAACUGAUCCCAAAAUCACACAUUGUAUGCUAUGUGUUGGUUUAAAUAGGAGACAUUUAGUUGCAUGGGAGGGGCAACCUUCCGAUCUCUCUGAUGAAGCCAAUACGGAAGUAACUUAAACUGCAAUUCAUCGACUGGCCGCUAGAGGUAGGCUCCAAAAGGGAGUCAAUUCCCAUAUACCCCCAUAUGUUAAAGUGGCCAACUUUACAGUAGAAAAUAAUAUGUUUACAGCCUGGUACAAAAAUAGUUUUUGGUCUGUGUAUAGCUAAUUUUGCCCUUCAUGACAACUGUGAGGGGGAUUAAUUAUUUUGUAACUCCUCCGUUUAAAUUAUAUUAAGCUUUAACUUCUGCAUAAUUAAGGGCGUGGCCACUUGAGUGAGGGGUGAACAGCCACUGCAGUCACUAGAAUCAAGCUAGGCGGGCUUGGUUUAAGCAACCAGACACCUCAACUUUACCCACGUCCCGCCUCUUUACUCAUUUUCGGAUAUCCGCGAGUGAUGCGCGAUGACGCGCAGCCAAGAUGGCGAAGGCAGUCAACGCCUACUUUAAGCUUCAAAAAUGAUCUUCAGAAACCAAUGGGUGAUGUCACGGACAUUAAGUCCAUCUUUUUUUUACAGUCUAUGGUUGCAAUCUGUUGACGGUUUAAUAUGACAGUCUCUGCAUGAGAUAUUAAUAUACUGUAGCAAAGCAUGAAAGAAGCAUCAUUCUGUUAUUCUACCUAUACCCUGAGAAUAUAUUGUGUUGUGUAUGUGGUCUAAGUGCAAUACAAAAAAAAAACAAGAAUAAAUGAGAAGCAGUCAUAUUCAUCUAAAAUUAA